GGUUGUUAAUUGGUACCAUACGCUGGAACAUUCCAGCCCAGGCUGGAAACUUAGUAGUUCAAAUUGGUUUUGAACAAAAUACUCCAGAGCAACCCGGUUUAAGGUUGGAAGCGACCUGGAGUAAAACCUGGGUUGCUCCAUAUGGAGUGACCUGGA
Messenger RNA from Dentiscutata erythropus, 156 nucleotides. NCBI's taxonomy places the organism in Eukaryota, Fungi, Glomeromycota, Glomeromycetes, Diversisporales, Gigasporaceae. The record is from the annotation of a GenBank genome assembly.